Messenger RNA from Chilo suppressalis (striped riceborer), 7140 nucleotides. Lineage: Eukaryota; Metazoa; Arthropoda; Insecta; Lepidoptera; Crambidae. The record is from the annotation of a GenBank genome assembly.
CUGACAUUAAUUUGUAACAUGCAGUCAGUUGUAAUCCAGUCAAGAAAAUAGAGAAAUUGCAGCAGUGUUUCUUUCCUGGAUUUCACAUUUUUCAGCAUGUCGUCCGAUAUGUCUGCAAUUGAACUCCUUAAACUAGGAGACGCAGGAAGAACUAAACCUUUCCUAAAUGUAUAUUGGCCACAUAUAAUUGGUACUUUUUUCGGCGUAGCCACAGGAGUUGCCAUCAACUUUGGCACGAGACGUCCUUUACUGAGCGGUAUACAGAAACAUGUACUUGGAAUAGCUGGCUGGGUAGGAGCUUUAUCUUAUGUCCAAAAAAAACGUGACGACUAUUUUGCUGAAAAAAACGCAGUUUUUCUACAUUAUGUUGAGUUACAUCCUGAAGAUUUUCCAGUUCCAGGUAAAUAUUCCCUGCAUAUUUGCAUAUCCAUUAGUACUAAGAUCAUAUUUUAGUAGCAUGUUUAUAGUAAAAAUAUUAAUUUAUUUAAAAUAAACAAGAUAUAAAAUAAAAUAAAUAAAAAUAGCUUUUAUUCUCUAUUGUACAUGUUAAAAGUGACUUAACUUAAAAUUAAAACUUAGUUUAAUCGCUGACAUCGGUACGUGUACAAACAGGUUGUCCUUGGACAUAGGCCUCCUCCAAAUGGGCCCAUUGGCUCCUAUCUGUGGCUGCUCGUUGCCAACUCUUGGGUAGAUCGUCUUCCCAUCUUUUAUGUUGUCUACCUCUACUACGUUUAUCAUCUCGGGGGUACCACUCAAAAAUAUCCUUUGUCCACUUGUUCCUCUUCGACCUCAUGAUAUGUCCAGUCCAUCUCCACUUCAGUGUUUUGACUUUUCUGGUUACAUCUACCACUGUCGUCUUUUUUCUUAUGGCAGAGAGACAAACUUUGUCUUUUAGUUUGACACCUACCAUACUUCUUUCGAUUCCUUGUUGGCAUACUUUUAAUCAUUGUGUUGUAUGUUUUGAGUAGGACCAUGUUUGACAUCCAUAGGUGAGUACUGGAAGUAUGCAAGUGUCAAACACUUUCUUUUUGUGUAGGCUAGGCAUAUCAUUGUUUUUCAUUAUUUGUUUCAGGGACCAGUAUCGUGACCAUGUGUUAUUAGUUCUACAUUGUAAUUCUUUUUGCAUUUGUAGUUCUGUUGCUAUCACUUGUCCCAAAUAUAUAUACUCAUCAACGUAUUCAAUUAGUUCAUUUUUUAUGCGAAUAUUUAUUUUGGAACCAUUGGUCAUACCCUUGGUCUUUGUCAGGUUCAUGGUUAACCCUGCUUUCUCACUUUCCUCCGCAAGUUUUAUCAGCAUGUGUUGAAGCACUGCUGGACAUUCCGCAAACAAUACAAGAUCAUCAGCAAACUGUAGAUGGUGUAAUUUGGUACCAUUGAUGUUUAUUCCUAGUUCUGCCCAAUCUAGGUUUCUGAAUAUUUCCUCUAAAACUGCAGAAAACAGUGUAGGAGACAUAGGGUCCCCCUAUCUUACUCCCUUCUCUAUUCUAAACUCUUCUCCAAUUUUCUCCAACUGAACUUUUGACGUACUUCUUCCAUAUCGAUACUUGUAAUUUCAAUUGACGUAAAGCACAAAACCUGACUUUUCAGGAGAGCCAAAAUAAGAUUUAUUUCAAUUACUUAAAUUCAUUACGCUUUUGUUUUUACAGUUAUAAAAAAGUGAUGUAGACAAAAUAUUCCUAAAAUCUUGUGAUGCAGAGGAUGAAAUAUUUAGUUUUAUGUUUAGUUUAUUAUUUUAGAAAAUAGAUGUGCUUUACAUCUAGGCAAAAUCAUUAAAAUGUUCUUUAUGUCCAUUUUUAUUAUGAUGUUUAGAUGCGUUUUGGGCGAAAAGCUCAAUUGAAAAAAACAAUAUUCUCUACGCCCCAAAAAUAAAUGUUUAAGAGUAUUUAUAUUGUCAAGAGUAUUUAUACACAGGUGUAAAGCUAAUAGAAAAAGUUAGAUAAUCUUAUAUUUUGAAUUAAAGAACUAAUUUUAUUUUUUCAUUAGGCGGUGAAGCAUACAUAGCCUUCAAGUCAUUUUAAAUAGCAUGUGUUGCCUAGGGCUUACAAUAGAUAACUAACAAGCAAAAGAAUAGUCUAAAGAAUAAAUUGUAUUUUUUUUAUUUAGAACAUCUUAAACAUAUUAGAAUAGGCAAUCAUCAGCGUAGUACUAGGUUACUUUGGUCAUAUGGCCCGGAGAAAGCCCGACAACUAAGACAGUAUAGUUGUUAUGGGAUAAGUAAAUGGUAAAAGACGAAAAGGCCGUUCACCUGUCCGUUGGUUAGACCAAAUAAAAGACAUUACAGGAUUCAGUCUACCGACUGCCCUAAGACGAGCCGAAGAUAGAGUGGAUUGGAGAGACCUCGUCACCGUCUCAGUAAAGGCAAUUCAGGAAAUUGAUUUCCUUCAGGAAUGAAGCCUUCAAUGAAGAAGAAGUCAAUAUUUAGCAAAAUAAUAAGGUUUAAUAAGUUCAAAUACCUAAAUUGGUUAAUUGAUUCAGCUGAGGAGCCGUCAAUAUGUUCUAGGCAACCAACAGAAUUUAUCUAAAUGAUGUAUAUUUUAGCUUACGCGUCUGUCGUCGGUAUAUUUAGUCGUCGUCUAAAUAUACCGCUUUCAGUAAAAAAAAUGUUAAAACAUUACUGUAAGUCUAAGAUCCCAAGAGAAGUCGUCCUUCAUCCAUAUUCUGCCUACCAGACGAAAAGAACGUUUGUCAAGUAGUUUUUUAAAGAAAACAAAUCGCAAUUUCAUUCCCUAUUGAUAUUGUUCAAGACGUUAAAAAAAAUGAGUAAAAACAUUUAUUUAAACAAUUAAAUGGGUUUAAAAGGUGAAAUUCAUUAAAUAUUCUAAAACUAUAGACGUAAAGCCUCCUACGCCAAUUUUCUAACAAAACAUGUUACCAAAUCAAGUUUUAUCCAAUUGCCGUUAGCAAAACUGUUAGGCCACCCCACUAAACGGUUAGCAAACAAUGUUAUAGUGUUAGCAAACACGAAAACACGGCGCAGGAGACUCAGCUUAAAGCUUUAUUUUUAGCUUUUUGAUACAAUGAAGGUCCUUUGGGGGGGUCAGUAUACCAGCUUGCACCCAGCACUGCAUACUUUUGUUUGAUGCUGCUGUACCGACAUUCAUAGUUUGUUUUGUUUGUCAAAUUAUUAAUUGAAAUAGAGUCCAAAUUAUAUUUGUUGUGAUUUUAUUAAUAGGUUAAAGAACAAAAUCAAUGUUGAUACCUGAGGAACAUACAAUAAUAUUAUUCGUCUCGGGGGUAUAUGUUAGUAAGGUGGCGACUGUAUUGACAUUAACACUUAAUCAGGUAAUACACAAUAGCUACUUUAAAAGAUAUUUAUUCGCUCAAAAUUAAGGAAAGUAAAUACACAUUAUUUAAAAAAAGUGUGCUUUACGCCCUUUUAUGUUUACAGAGUGAUCAAAAACUUGACUUAAAUCACAUUUAGCUAUUUAAAUAGUAAAUGGUUGGGCUGUUAAAAACAAAAUGAAAUUAUGACGUUCCUUACGUUACAUAUUCAAUGUGUCUAAAAUCGUUAUUAAUGGCCGCAUUGCCAUGAGAAUUAUACAGAAAAAAAGAGAAAAAAAAAUUAAAUAAGAUGGCAUUCAUAACUCAUUUUGGCCAAAAUGUGCUUUACGUCAAUUGAGAUUACAGGUAUCGAUAUAUUUGCGAAAUUAUUCUUAUGUAUUUAUGGUUAACCCCCUGUUUGUGGAGUGCUCUAUACAGAAAAUUGUGGUCUAACGAGUCGAAUGCCUUGCUAUAAUCUACGAAAGCCAAGUAGUAUGAUUUUCUGUAUUCAUUGUAUUUUUCAAUUACUUGUUUCACUAUGUGUAUAUGGUCGAUAGUGGAAAAGUCUCUCCGGAAACCAGCUUGCUCUCUGGGUUGCUGUUCAUCCAGACAUUUUGUUAGUCUUCUGAGUAAGAUUUUAGCAAAGAUUUUAUACAUAUUCGACAUUAGACUAAUAGGUCUAGUUGUCUAUAUGGUUUUUGUCUCCCUUUUUAUGGAUGAGAAUUAUCGUUGAUUUAGUCCAUUGUUUAGGAAUCUCCUCUUUAUGUAGGAUCUCAUUAAAUAGGCAGGUUAGACUUGGUCCUAUGAUGUCUACAGUCUCCUUUAUGAGCUCGUUGGUAAUCUUGUCAUCUCCUGGAGCUUUAUUAGAUUUUUGUAACAUUACAGCUUUUCUGACUUCACUUGGUAGGAUGUCUGGUAUUGCUUCAUCUUCUCUUGAGAUAUCUUCCAAAGCUGAAUUGUCCUUACCUUUACUUUUACAAUAGAGGUUUUUGUAAUAAUUUGUUGCAACAGUGCCUAUUUCUGAUCUAUUGCCAGUAAUUGUGUAUUUUCCUUGGUCGUCUUUAGUUCUCACAUUUGGCAACCAGGUCUUAUGGUCUUUAAGUUGUUUCCAUGCCUUCUGUACACCUCCGGUUUUCUCUAUUUCAGUUUUUAUUAUGUUUAAUUUGUUUUCUUUGUUGUGUUUUCUAAUACUCUCUGUGAUUUCCUUGCUGAUGGUUUCUAUUCUCUUUGUAUUAUUUCUUCUGUCGUGAAAAAGGGUUCUUCUUAUUUCUAUAAGUCUUCGGGCAUUUUCGCCAAUUCUAUUUUUCCUUGUUUUAUUCUUUGUCAUUCCUUUACAGAUAUUUAAUAUAAAGUUCUCCAUUUCAUCGUAUUUUUGCUCAGUUGCUUUUUCCGACUGCUUAUCGGGUAUCAUCUUUUCCAGUUCCGAUUUGACCUCAUCAGCCAAACGAGGCACUAUUCGGUGUAUGUCACAAUUAAAGUAUUUCCUUGAUUUUCUAGUGUUCUGUGUUAUUAUAGUUCCUCUUACCAUUCUAUGGUUUGUGUUGAUAUUUAGUCUAUUAAUGAUUUCUACAUUGAUAAAUUGGUAAGGCAUGUUGGUUAGAAUAAAAUCAAUGGCAUUCUUAUGUUUUCCAUCAGGAGAGAUCCAGGUCCAUUGUCUUGCUUUUUUUUCUUGAACAUACUAUUCAUUAUUUUGAGGUUAUAUUCCAUUGCAUAUUCUGCGACCAUUUCUGUUUCUUUUGCCCGUAUUAUAUUGACCAAUUAUAUGUUCUUCCCCUUCCUGUGCUGCUCCAACUUGGCUGUUGAAGUCUCCUAUCAAAUUUUUUUGUUUGUUUGUUACCUCCAUCGUUUGGUGUAAUGCGUCGUAAAAUUGGUCUUUUUCUUCUUCUGCAUUUUGUUCAGUUGGUGCAUAUACUUGGAUAAUCGAAACAGCUUUUUCUAGACCGGGUAGUUUUAUGUUGAGGUCUGCAAUCAUAUCAGACUUACUUUGGAUUUGUUCUAUAUAUUCUUUAUGUUGUUUUUUAACUAAAAAUCCGACUCCAUACAUUCCCUGCUUUUCGCCAUUAAAAUAAAAUAUAUAGUCGUCGUACUCCCUUAACUCUUCUCCCAUUCGCCUUACUUCGCUGAUUCCGACUAUAUCCCAAUUCACUACUUCCAAGGCCUUUUGUAAUUCUGCUAGGUGUUCUUCGGUUCUAAGUGUCCUCGUAUUAACAGUGGAUAUGUAGAAUUUAUUUCUAUUUCCUUUAUUGCCUUUCAAUGGUGUUUUAGGCUUUUUAUGUGUUGGCUCAGGCUGGUGGUGUCUUCCUUUUGGGACCUUUGUAUUGUGAAAGUUGUUGUUUUUGUUUAUUAUUAUUUGGAGGGUAGUGAUCUCUUGUCCUACAGGGACCAGCCGGAUGGGGACGUUUAGUGUGUUUUGCAUUUUUAUUCGUUUUAGGUAUCUGGUUGAUGAAGUUCCGCUUGCCGAUGUCCGCUAAUUGUUAAUUGGCGUUUGGUUCGCUAUGGGAGCUUGAUCUAGCUCUCAUUUGUUUGAAUGUUUUUAUUUUAUUCAUCUUCGCAGGUGCUUUUUGGUAAGAAUUCUCAGUUAAUGGUGACUUUGAUGGUGAUCUCUUUCUUUUUUCCUUGUUGUUGUCUCCCUUAUUUAGAAGUAUCAAUUUAUCGUAUCGUAUAAAAGCGGAAUGAACUUUUUCUUCUUCCUCGCGGAGCUUAAGUUGUAGCUCCUUUCUCUUCUCAAGGACGUCUUUUGGGAAAUCUUCCGUGGCGUAUAUUCCUUCUGGUAAGAUUUUUUUUGUUUUUAAGUAACUCUACUUUUCUCCAAGUCAAAGUAAAAUUGACGAGUAUUGGCCUCACACGGUUCUCUUCCUUCUUCCCAAUACGGGUCACUCUACCUAAUUCCCAUUGGUCCCAUGCAUCAGUUUUUACCUUCUCACUGAUGUUAUUAAGAAUAUUCAGUACAAUUUCCAUUAAUUCUUUGAAAGAGGUCUCAUUUUCAGGAACACCAUGUAGUAUUAUGUUGUUUUUAUGUGAUUCUUUUUCCAAAUUUGUUAAUUUUUCAUUAAGUUUUAUCACUUCCUUUUUCAGCAAUUCAUUUUCUUCUAAGAUUGGCUUUAUUUUUUCCUCUAAGGCCUCCGACAUUUUUAAGGUAAUAUUUAGUGUCAGGGCGAUAGUUUGUUGUUCCAAUUUUUCUUCCAACCUUUUCCACAUAAUUUCAAACUGUUGCUCCAUUGCUAUGUGUUUUCUACUAAAUUGGUAGUUUCUUUUUUUCGCCUGGUAUGUUUGUUCGGUUUCUGAACGUUUUUAAUUGUCUGUGGUUUGUUUUUUUUUUAUAGUUGGUAGCUCUGAUAACAAUAACAGUGUCAGGUUCUACGAUAGGUUAUAGGUGUAGUUAUAUAGAUGGAAUUUCGUACCUUUACUGACGAUUUCUGUGCUUUCCAAUAUGUUUUCGCACAAAACUGUAUUUGAUUUGUAUGUCGGCAGUCUUGAUCUUCGUAAUAAUACCACUUUCAGUGCGCGGAUGUUAAUAUUUACUACAAAAAUUGUUUUAAUCGGACGACGUAUUAAACGAAAGAAGAAAGAUUGGAGAUAUUUUGGAACCCUGGAUCCCUAUUCGCUAAUGGAAUUAAUAGACACUUAUCGGAAUGUAGUAUAAAGGACCUAGCUGAAAUAAGACAUUUCCUACACUGAUAUUCGUUUUCAUUUAUUUAAAUGGAAAUCAUUGACAUUAACUUCACUGUCAAUAUAUUCCAUUUAUUUCAUAAAAAGAAACUAAAGGCAAAGAAGGUAAAAGGAUAGCCCAAUAAUAUUGUGCCAUUUUACAAUUCAUACUGUUGAUGCCUCUUCAGGAAGGGCCUGGCCACAUGACCACAGCAUGGCAGAAGAGUGGUA